Vanessa atalanta (red admiral) is the source of this 2887-nucleotide messenger RNA. It is a transcript of the gene m-cup, whose product is annotated as protein fem-1 homolog A. The record is from RefSeq and is a predicted model, not a curated record. The coding region runs from base 164 to 2341 and encodes 725 amino acids. Gene Ontology annotation, cellular component: ubiquitin ligase complex. NCBI's taxonomy places the organism in Eukaryota, Metazoa, Arthropoda, Insecta, Lepidoptera, Nymphalidae. Gene Ontology annotation, biological process: ubiquitin-dependent protein catabolic process. Gene Ontology annotation, molecular function: protein binding. The transcript has 8 exons.
GACAAAUUGGAUUUUCAAUCACUAUAUAAUUAACUACCGGUUGCGUAUGUUCAUUGUUUUGAUAUUUUAUCAUAACAUCCGUAGAUAACAUAAUUACAGCGUUACAUACAAAUAAAAUAAUAUCGUAUAAUAUGUAAAUAAAAUCUUACUAUCAUAGACCACGAUGUGGGACGAAAGUAGUGAUAAUAACAGCAAUAACAGAGAUUUCCGGGACUCGGAACUAGAUGACCACGAAGCCGCCUUUAAUGAUUUAAUAGAAGAAUGCAAGCACAAUCCCCCAGGGGCUCGUCUCUCUGCUCGUCUUCGCAAAAUACUGGAGAGGAUUCGUCCAGAGCACCGUCGUGUUAUAUGCAGUCGCACGCGUGAUGGUUGUGCGCCACUGUUCGUGGCCUGUCGACGCGGUAACGUGGAGUUGGUGGAGUAUCUCGUGUACGUCUGCAACGCCGACCUUGAGCAGCGCGGCGUAUACGAGGUGCCACACGACCGUUCCACGCACUCGGUCACGCCGCUCUGGUGCGCCGCCGUCGCCGGCCGCAUGCAGAUCCUGCGCAUCCUCGCCGACGCGGGCGCCGACAUCAACGCGGGCAGCGACAGCGGUUCGACGCCGGUGCGCUCCGCUUGCUUCAUGACGCACCUGGAUGUAGUGAAAUUUCUGGUGGAGCGAGGCGCGGCAAUCCAUCGGCCCAACUACAACGGCGGUACUUGUCUCAUAAACUCUGUGCAGUCGGUGCCGCUGUGCUCGUACCUUCUGCAGCGAGGCGCGCGGGUCGACGCGCGCGACAUGCAGCUGAAGACGGCGCUGCACUAUGCGAUCCAAGAGCACCGGCUGGAGACGGUGCGCCUGCUGCUGCAGCGCGGCGCGUCUCCGCACCUGUGCUCGCGCGCCGGCGACGACGCGCUGCGCACGGCCUGCGUCAAGGGCGCCACGCAGAUCGUCAACCUGCUGCUGUCGCGCGUGCGCUACAUGCCCUCGCGCGUGGCCGACGCCUACGAGCUGCUGGGCGCCACGCAGCUGGACGAGUUCAACGACGCGGACGCCGCGCUCGCGUCCUGGCGCCGCGCCACCGCCAUCCGCCACUCGCACGGCGUGAUCCUGCAGAAGCGCGCCGCGGACGACGCGGGGCUGGCCACGGUGGCGGAGGUCGCGCUAGGCGGCGCGUCCGAGUGGCGCAGCUUGGAGCAGCUGGAGGCGGUUGCGCUGGACAUAGACGAGCUGCGCACGCAGGCGCUGCUGGUGGCGGCGCGCGUGCUGGGCGCCUCGCACAAGGACGCCGUGUACCGCCUCAUGUAUCGGGGAGCGGCGUACGCCGACUCGGGUAGCUAUCAGCGCUGCUUCGACCUCUGGACCUGUGCGUUGCAGAUUCGCAUACGGAAGGACUCGCUGCUUUUCACGGAAACGUGCCACGCGGCGAGCGCGCUGACGAAGCUGAUGCUCGACGUGACGAGCGGGCGCCUCGAGCGACCCCCCGGCGUGCCGCGAUACUCCGACGUUCUGCGGGUGUUCCGGCUGGUGGCCGAGAAUCUCCCGCCCAGCCGACGCGCGCUGCUGGCGCGGCCGGUGCACAAGCGGCAGGCCGACGCCUUCGACCGCGCCCUGCGCUGUGCGUCUCACCUGCUGUAUCUGCUGCUCGCCACCGCCACCUGUGCCCGCGACUUCCAGGAGCUCAGCGAGCACGUGCGCCGCCUCGUGCGCGCCGACGUGCGCAGCGCGCGCACGGGCGACACGCUGCUGCACCUGUGCGUGUCGCGCCUCAACGUCAUGCGCUCCACGUACUUCGCCGAGCUGAUCGACGUGCCGGUGAGUGAAACUGACGCCCUGCGCCGGGACGGGACGGGACGGGACGUGACGCGUGAGAUCGGUCGUUCCAGUUCUUCCGGCAGCCGGUGUUCCCCUGCGUGGCCGUGGCCGGCCUGCUGCUGCGCUGCGGCGCCGACCCGCGCGUGCGCAACGAGUCGCGCUCGACGGCGCUGCACGUGGCCGCCGUGCCGUACAACUUCUCGACGGAGCUGGUGGAGGAGCUGCUGGCGGGCGGCGCGCACCUGGACCAGCCCAACAGGUUCGGCGAGUCGGCGGCCGAGAUGGUGCUGCAGAACCGCGGCUCGCGCGUGUGCGUGCUGCGGCACGUGUCGCUGGCGUGUCUGGCGGCGCGCGCGCUGCUGGCGGCCGGCGUGCGCGCGGGGCCCGGCGCCGCGCCGCAAGCGCUGCUGGCCUUCGUGGAGCUGCACCGCGCGUGAGCCGCGCCGCGCCGCAAGCGCUGCUGGCCUUCGUGGAGCUGCACCGCGCGUGAGCCGCGCCGCGCCGCAAGCGCUGCUGGCCUUCGUGGAGCUGCACCGCGCGUGAGCCGCGCCGCGCCGCAAGCGCUGCUGGCCUUCGUGGAGCUGCACCGCGCGUGAGCCGCGCCGCGCCGCAAGCGCUGCUGGCCUUCGUGGAGCUGCACCGCGCGUGAGCCGCGCCGCGCCGCAAGCGCUCGUGGUUCAGUAUGACGAUAGCUCGCGCUAAUGAUUUAUCUGUGAGGUUUUAUUUCAGUGACGACGCGAUAAAGGUAGUCUCCACUGCGGGGUAUUAUUCGAGAAGAUAAUUAAAAAAUUAAAAUUAAUUAUUGUAGCCGGUGAUGGUGUUAAAUUUGACAAUAACAAAAUGUAAAAAUCUUUUGCUACUUUCGAAUUUAAUAUAAUUCAACAGCUUCUAGAACUCGAGGGAACUCUUAUCGUCGUAGUAUAAUAUUAAAUGAAAUUCCAUGAAAGGUUUAUAUUGCUUUAAUAUAUGAUAUUACUCGAUCUCAUAUGCUUAUAUCCAGUUUUAAGUGGAACUAUAGUGGCUUUUGUAUCGCGACGAUGUUAUAUUGUUUUUUAUAGGUGGAAUAAACAUCCUUAUUGUACCAUUGGA